This is a messenger RNA of Aspergillus puulaauensis, 1665 nucleotides long. RefSeq lists its product as uncharacterized. Bases 1 to 1665 code for a protein of 554 amino acids. The transcript has 2 exons. NCBI's taxonomy places the organism in Eukaryota, Fungi, Ascomycota, Eurotiomycetes, Eurotiales, Aspergillaceae. The record is from RefSeq and is a predicted model, not a curated record.
AUGGCCGUUGUAGAUGGAGAGGCCCCUCUGCCUCUACGCCACCCUGCGAAACCCCUCCCGUUCGAGUUGGUCCAACAUGUCGCCAUCUUUUUUGAGGAGAGACUCCAUACGCAGGCACUCAACCUCCUCCUGGAUGUCCUAAGCUCUGACCCGAACGCGUCUGCGUCUAUCUUCAUCCCGUCCCCGCAACAUCUCGCCCUCGCUGCCACCUUCCUCGUUCACCCCUCCACCACCGCCCGGCCUAAGACAACAGAGGAGGAAGAAGCACCGAAUGUAUCUCUCCGCCUGCUACGGUUGGUGAAUAGCCUUGUCGGGCCUAGGAAUGCUGCAUUGAAUACUGCCUUUACAUUUACUCAUUUUGAGACUUCACGACAUGGUACACGGCGUUAUUUAGACAACACCUCGACGAACACGCCGACGGGUCACGGCGACAAGAGGCUGAACCUGGACCGAGAUAUUGAUAUUAAUCUGGCACAGUCAGCCUCUGUUUGGUCGCGGGCCGAGGACUUUUGGCAUGCUGUAGGCUGGGCGUUAAACUGCUCUGUCUUGCACCCUGCCCGGUGGGAGUGCUGGCGUAUCUGGCUGGAGCUCAUGUGCGAGGUUCUGGAAGAUGACUGGGCAGAGCGCCGAAUCGAAAGGGAAAGAAACCCCUCUGAUGACGAUGGAAUCUUGAAAGAAAGCAUGAUAGCCCGCUACAUCCUCGCUUCCAAUGCUGGUUUCGGUCGCAACCGUCGCAUGCUGCGCGCCAUAUUCGCCGACGGUGGAGCAACUGCGGUCAAUGAAUUCCGCGAGGUUUUCCACCAUGAAUUGAAGCUAUCGCGGAAGAAAACCACUGAGGACAAGGAACCAAGAAAAAGAGAGGCAGUGGUCGAUAUCGACGCAGAAGAAUACGGCGACUUCUACCUCACAAGUGACCACGACGAAGACGGUGCUUCCUCCGGCCGCGAGUCAAAACGCCCACGCAGAGGUACAGUUACCAGGUCAAGAAAACCUACUAGUACCCCUAAAUCCAACCGAAAUUCCGAGGCCGCAACACCAGACCCAACUCUUGCAUCGUCUCUCCUAGGCGACGCCAACUCUCUUGCUCUCCGCCAACGUCUCCUCCACCUCCUUUCCACUGUUGCUCAUGCCCUUCCAGCCGAUUUCAUGAAACUUCGAGACCUCUACGACCUCUUAGUUGAGAAUAUCCGCCCUCUGCCUCUCCCAAUCUAUCAAUCCUUCAUCUCCCCUCUCGCCCUCCCCUACUUCUCUCCGGAAGCCUAUUCAACCCUCUGCGAAUGCCUCCUCUACUGCCUCCGCGAGUCCACUGCCGCCAACUCGGACGAUGAAUACCUCAACCAGUCCAAACUUGAGAAAUGCUUCCUUCCCUACGCAACCGCAACUGCAUCCCUCUCGGAUAACGUCAAAAUGUCCCUUACCCUGGAAGCCCUCCUCAUCCUCCUAGCAGAUAGUAACAUGCUCCAUAUCACAGAUGAGACAAAGCUACUCACGAAAAAGGGAAUCAUAAAACGCGCGGAAAAGGCUCAGCUUGAGACGAGGAAGAAUCAAUUCGCCCGGAUGUCAGAAGACCUGGAGUGGAGUUGGCUGGGUGAGAGUGCUGAAAGAUUGACCUUUCUAGUUGAGGAGGUGAUCCCGUCAAGUACAGAUGCUACAGGCUCGUCAUAA